AUGAUAACAAUAAUAGAACAACAACAAGAACAACAGCCACAACAAUUACCGCAACCAUUACAACCGCAGCCACAACUAAAAGAUGAAUCUGUACAAUCAGUGAGAUUUGCUUUGGACCCUAAUCAUUCAAAGAGACAUCAAAAAUCUGAAUCAGACCAUCAUAUAAUUACUGAUGUUAACAAAAAAAAUAACAACAAACGAUAUAAAACGAUGAGAAGGUCUUCUGCUCCUGUGACUGGAUCAUUAAAUAAUAAUUCCGAAGAAGAUUCAAAGAUUCCAACAGUAUGA
Messenger RNA from Entrophospora sp. SA101, 288 nucleotides. The record is from the annotation of a GenBank genome assembly. NCBI's taxonomy places the organism in Eukaryota, Fungi, Glomeromycota, Glomeromycetes, Entrophosporales, Entrophosporaceae.